This is a messenger RNA of Bufo bufo (common toad), 2462 nucleotides long. RefSeq lists its product as uncharacterized. NCBI's taxonomy places the organism in Eukaryota, Metazoa, Chordata, Amphibia, Anura, Bufonidae. The transcript is spliced from 2 exons. The record is from RefSeq and is a predicted model, not a curated record. The coding region runs from base 71 to 2212 and encodes 713 amino acids.
GGCCCGGCCGCCGAGUGCUCCUCAGCCUUGUGUGCAGGCGUACUGCUGGCAUCUGCUGCACCAGUCGGUCAUGCCUUCUUGUAUCGUCAGUGGCUGUAUUAAUAAGACUACCAAGAAGAAUUUCAUUGAGGGUGGAUUCACAAUGCACACAUUCCCGUCUAGUCUCUCCAGGAUAAAGCUGUGGCUCACAAGUAUCGAAAAGAAUAACCAUCAGUAUUUCGAAAACAUUGAUGCUCUGGCUGAGAACAUUUUCUGUAAAAAGAAUAACAGCUCUUUUCGCAUUUGCUCAGACCAUUUUUUGUCAGAAUGCUACGCUCCAGGACACAGUAAGCGAAGAGCUCUGAGACCGGACGCAAUACCCACACGUUUCUGCGCACCACUUAACUUGACCUCUUUCCAUGACUCUCCCCCUCCACAACAAUCCCCUUUCAUGGUGGAUGCCAUCACACAGACCGAUCCGUAUACAAAUACUGAGGACAAAGGUGCGCAGUGGCCGGAAUUUGAGUUCAAUGUUGAAAGGCCGGCUUGGAAGAUUGAGCAUGACCAUGGGUACCACACAUCUACUGCUAGCUCCUAUGUAAGUACCAAAGAUAACCCUAUGAUUUACGGCUUACAACAGUCAACUCAGCCAAAACAACCAGGGGUCCCGAAAUCCGCUCGCUGCCCAGCACUAACAGAGGGCCACACACCUCAUUCAUCUGUGUAUUCGGAUAGGGACAGGAGUAUGCAUCAAGAAUCUGCUGACGAGAACUGUGUAAAGGAACGCAAAUUUAUUGUCUUCGAGUCAUGCCUUGACGUUCUGUUUGCAAAUGUUAAAUGUAAAAUUGAACACUGUUACGCCCCAGUUGUUCAUACCCAAAAACAUGUUCUGGGCUCUUACUUGUCUGUGACUGGUCAGUGCCGUAAAGGGCACCUCUUCCACGUAUGGCACAGUCAGCCCACCAGAGGUGAAUCUGCUCUUGGAAAUGUCUUGAGCUCGGCUGCUGUGUUAUUUAGUGGAUCAAAUUUUUCCAAAGUACGGGACAUGUGUGAGUUGUUGGGACUGCAGUUCAUAUCACGCAGUUUAUAUGACCUAUAUCAGCGAAAGUAUCUCUUUCCCACGGUGAACGUUCACUGGCAGCAGGAACGGUUGAGACUCAACGUAGCUUCUUUAGGUACUCAACUAUGUCUUGUAGGUAACGGAAAAUGCGGUACUUAUGAGGACGGUUCCAAGUAUGGGAUCUACACUUUCCUUGAUGUUGCUACCAAAAGAAUUGUAGACUUUGAAACUAUUCAGGGAACUAAAGAGAACUCCUCUGCAGCUUUGAAACAGAAAGCAUUUGUAAAGUGCUUAAAAAGGAUACUACAGAACCGGUUUGAGGUGAAAUCAGUGGUCACAGACUACCAACCAAAAAUAAGAAAGACUUGUGAGCAGUACUACAGGAUCCAUCAUAAGUAUGAUGUUUGGCAGUACACAGAGAGCCUAGAGAAACGUCUUCAAGCUGCAAGCAAGAAGGAAAAUUGUUCUGUAAUAGCAGAAUGGAUUCCUAGCAUAAAGAAACACUUGUGGUGGUGCUGCGCUACUAGCAAAAGAAAUGGCGAGGUGCUCCGAGAACUGUGGCAAUCUCUGCUAAUGCAUGUGACCGAUCAACAUGAAUGGGAUCACGGUGAAAUGUGCAAUGCGUGUGCACACAGACCAUUAACAAAACUUGAACGUCGUUGCCAACCCUGGAUGAAAGAAAACUCCCAGCCAUAUCUUGCACUGUACGAUGUGGUUAUGAAUCCCACAGUCCUAAAAGACCUUGAUCAUCUCUCUCAGUUUUUGCAUGCUGGAGAACUAGAGGUUUAUCACCAUUUUGUAUCAAAAUACAGGCCCAAAAAGGUUCAUUUAAAAAUGGAUGCAUUGGAAGCUCGCCUUAAGCUCGCAGCACUGGCGCACAAUGCAAAUGUUCCCAGACAAUGUGCAAAGGCCAAGUCUAUAUGGCAUAGAAAAGCUGCUAUUGGAACACACAGUGUGGUUUCCACACAGAGAAAAACAUGCGGCUUAAAAAAACUCCAGGGGCCAUCUACUAAUUCACACUUAUUACCCUUGAUGACUGAUGUCUUAAAGUUCUUUGAUUGCCGCCUUACAAAUGAUCUUUCCUUGUGGACGUGCGUAAAGAUAAAGAAGUCUGGCACUUCUACAAAUAAAAGUCUCGUCUAUCACACAGAGUUUAUCGAGUUUAAGAAAUAGUAAAACUUGCAGGAUGACAGGCUGAACUGGAUGGACAGAUGUCUUUUUUCGGCCUUAACUAUGUUACUAUGUUACUAAAAGAGUUUCGGAAAGAAAAAUAGAAAUAAGUAAAAGAUGUGCGCAAGGAAACUGCCCAACCACGGAUCACAAUAAUUUCAGACUAGACCUGGAAAAGAGUCACGGCCACCUGAGAAGAGUCAUGGUUAUUCAUGGAUUCCUGCUCUCCUGCCCACCUGCUGAUGACGGACAG